Elgaria multicarinata webbii is the source of this 2085-nucleotide messenger RNA. It is a transcript of the gene TSPAN12, whose product is annotated as tetraspanin 12. The record is from RefSeq and is a predicted model, not a curated record. NCBI's taxonomy places the organism in Eukaryota, Metazoa, Chordata, Lepidosauria, Squamata, Anguidae. Gene Ontology annotation, cellular component: plasma membrane. The transcript has 8 exons. Bases 279 to 1196 code for a protein of 305 amino acids.
CAGAACUAUUUUGCAAGUGGAGUUAUUGCCCAAGCCGCACUUUGCCAUGCUGCGGGAGCUGGAGAGGAGCCCCUUGCAAAGUUCUUGACCUUUCAACGGAGCACUUUUGGGGGUGCGUGCGUGCUUUUGCGCCCUGGAUCAGCCCAGUAGGACCAGUUGGGAGAGGAGAACGGGCUUGCCUCGCAGCCCACGCGAUUGCUCAAGUUGCCUGGUUGGAGGCGUUCGUAAGAGGAUGUAGCGAGUCUGAGGAUGGGGCUUUCGGCCGAGAGUUGCUCACAAUGGCCAGAGAAGACUCUGUGAAGUGUUUGCGUUGCCUGCUCUAUGCUCUCAAUCUGCUCUUCUGGCUGAUGUCCAUCACUGUGUUAGGAGUUUCUGCCUGGAUGAGGGACUACUUGAAUAAUGUGCUCACUUUAACUGCAGAAACAAGGGUGGAGGAGGCUGUUAUUUCCACUUACUUUCCAGUCGUCCAUCCAGUCAUGAUUGCAGUCUGCUGUUUCCUUAUCAUUGUUGGAAUGCUGGGAUAUUGUGGGACAGUGAAAAGAAACCUCUUGCUGCUUGUAUGGUAUUUUGGAAGUUUGCUUGUGAUAUUCUGCAUUGAGCUGGCCUGUGGCGUUUGGACCUAUGAGCAGGAAAUCACGGUCCCUGUACAGUGGUCAGAUAUGGUUACUUUAAAAGCCAGAAUGACCAAUUAUGGUUUACCUAGGUAUCAGUGGCUUACUCAUGCUUGGAACUUUUUUCAGCGAGAGUUUAAAUGCUGCGGAGUGGUGUACUUCACCGACUGGCUGGAAAUGACCGAAAUGGAUUGGCCUCCUGAUUCCUGUUGUGUAAGAGAAUUCCCGGGAUGCUCCAAGCAGGCACACCACGAGGAUCUGAGCGACCUUUACCAGGAGGGUUGUGGCAAAAAGAUGUACACUUUCCUUAGAGGAACAAAACAACUACAGGUGCUUCGAUUUCUUGGGAUCUCCAUUGGGGUCACCCAGAUUCUGGCGAUGAUCCUCACAAUAACUUUGCUAUGGGCCUUGUAUUAUGACCGACGGGAUCCGGGCACAGAUCAGAUGCUGUCCUUGAAGAGCGACGCUACGCAGCACCUGUCCUGCCACUCGGUGGAGCUGCUCAAACCCAGCUUGACAAGGAUCUUCGAGCACACGCCCAUGGCAAACAGCUUCAACACACACUUUGAAAUGGAGGAACUGUAGGACGAUGUGCCAUUCUGACAAUUGUACAUUGGAACACGGCAGUCUUUCAAGGUUCUGAGUGCACCACUCGAAUUCAGCUGUAUAUGAGAAAUGAAAAUGGAUCCUGAGCAAAGAUGCUCUUAAGGAAGGAACGAGAAUCUGGGUUCUGGCCGUUUUCUUCCUUAAAACUUUUUCAGUUCUAAGAUUCUAAUGAAUUUUGAAUACUAACAAAAAUGCUGAGAGCAAAUUAGCUCUUCACUGUUCAUGAGGUUCUAUACAUUAUGUAGAGUGCUGAUUGUGGCAGGACAGUCCUUAUAACCUUUGAAAAUAAGCAUUUGACAAAAACAUUCAAGGUAUGACUUCUGGGCUCUGGUUCUAUCUGAACUUUUGACUUUAUAACAAGUCUGAUAGACUGAGGAUAGGCAACUUCAACACAGAAAGCCUCCCUCAAGGGCCACAGUUAGCCAGUAUUUCUCAUUGAUAUGUAAUUGAAGUAAUUUGGAUAAUGUAAUUGAAUUAACUGGUAGUUGGCAAGCCACAGCAGCUGGAUGUGUUGCAAGCUGCUGUGCUUCUUCUACAGUGGUUAAUUGCAGCUGCGAAAACUUUAAAGUCAGUCCUUUUUUUUAAAAAAAAAUGCUUCUGAAGUUUUAGAAAAAAAUGUUUAAUUUUCAAAUUAAUUAGUCCAAAAGCACGGCAUUCUCAGGAUUUAGAAAGAACACACAUGAGCCCCUGAUCAGGACGUUAGUGUCACAUGUGAAAAUAAUAAUAAUAUUCACUGUUGUCAUGGCUCAAUUGAUGUGCAAUUCAGUGGAAUCCACGUGUGUUUUAGUUUACCUGUGCAAAUCCACCCCUGCAGAAUCUGUUCUUCCAUGUCAGUGCAUUGCAACAUGGAGGAGAUGAGUGGAAUGUU